AUGUGCAAAGAGUAUAGUAUCACCGUGAAUGCGACCUCUGAGAACUACAAAUGGGCUCUUGAUCCUAUCAUGGGCAACGAUGACAGAACAGCUAUCAGCGCGCAGAUCGGGCGACGUGACGUGGCUGACGUGUUUCGCCCACUCAGUCCUCCAACGGAAGCAGAGACCGCGGUCUAUACGAUCGCUGGGACAUUCUGCGAGCCUUCCAAUGAAGGCAGCAACACGCUUCUGGUGGCAACCCAUGGUGGAGGAUACGACAGAGCAUACUGGCAUCCUGGUGUUCAGCAUGAGAAGUACAGCUUUGUCGAUUUUGCCAUCGCGAAGGGGUUCUCCAUUUUCUACUACGAUAGAGUAUCCACUGGCAAGUCCCAGAUUAUAUCCGGUUACGUCGCGCAAAUCUCGAAUCAAGGAGCCAUCCUGAAGGGCAUCGUCGAGCAUGCCCGCGCUGGCCAGUUCCCUAGUCCUGCCAGCAACAAGGUCGUCCUUGUUGGCCACAGCAUCGGAAGCAUUGUCUCGAACUCAGUUCUGCGCUCCGAUCCCGCCCUGAUCGACGCUGCCAUUCUCACUGGUGUCGCUUACUACGGCGUUGACAGCUCGCGAUCCCUGCAGUCCCGACAAUCUCGAGUCGCAAACGCCGUCGACCCGAUAAAGUAUGAUAAACUGGAUGGCGCAUACAACUUCGCUGUCGACAAGUAUGCAAAUGCUGAGAAUUUCUUCAAGUAUCCGUACUAUGAUCAGGAGGUACUCCAGUGGGCGGAGGAAUACAAGGUGCCAUCGUCCAUCGUGGAGGAUUUGACUGUCAGAGCGACUAACACUACCUCUCCCGAAUUCGAAGGUCCAGUACUGAUCAUGAGUGGCGAAUACGAUUUCGUCGCCUGCGAGGGCUACUGUCCUGGUGUUAUUGAGAAGGGAGCCAGCGAGAUGUUCCCUGUAUCCAAGAACCUUGUCACUUAUUCGCAUCCGAACAGUGGACACUCCAUCAAUCUUGGCUUGAACGCCACGGGCUCUUUCGAAGUCAUCACGGAGUUUCUGAAGGGUAAUGGCUUCUAG
Messenger RNA from Cyphellophora europaea CBS 101466, 1050 nucleotides. RefSeq lists its product as uncharacterized. The coding region runs from base 1 to 1050 and encodes 349 amino acids. The transcript is spliced from 7 exons. The record is from RefSeq and is a predicted model, not a curated record. NCBI's taxonomy places the organism in Eukaryota, Fungi, Ascomycota, Eurotiomycetes, Chaetothyriales, Cyphellophoraceae.